Messenger RNA from Strongylocentrotus purpuratus (purple sea urchin), 3279 nucleotides. It is a transcript of the gene rhpn1, whose product is annotated as rhophilin-1. The record is from RefSeq and is a predicted model, not a curated record. The transcript has 14 exons. NCBI's taxonomy places the organism in Eukaryota, Metazoa, Echinodermata, Echinoidea, Camarodonta, Strongylocentrotidae. The coding region runs from base 151 to 2265 and encodes 704 amino acids. Gene Ontology annotation, biological process: negative regulation of stress fiber assembly; signal transduction. Gene Ontology annotation, molecular function: protein binding.
CGCGGAGGUCGAGGGUGCAGUGCAGUGCUUAAUGCUUGCGACAGAUAUCCGACGGACGGUGUUCAUCUCCCGAACAAUUUAAAAUACUACUAUUUUGUUUGUUUCUUGUUGGAUCUUAAGACCACCGAAUCAUCGGAAAGAUUUUGAAUUAUGGAGAUUAUCGACACUAGGGUUGGAGAUCAGGAGAACGAUCCACCGAGGAGAAAGGGUUGUGAUCCAUUGAAUCAGACGAUGAGAAGCAAGAUGCAGAAUAGAAGACAAAGACUCAACCAACAGAUCAAUAAGGAGAUGAGGAUGAGAGUUGGAGCUGAGAAUCUAUUCAAAGCUGCAUCCAAUCGUAAACUGAAGGAGCAGGUAGCCCUGGAGCUGAGCUUCGUCAACUCCAAUCUACAGCUCCUGAAGGAGGAGCUAGCGGAGAUUAACAGUGAUGUGGAAGCAUACCAGAAUGAUAGCUACAUGAGGAGCAUUCCUCUCAUCCCUCUCGGACUCAAAGAAACAAAGAAGCUGGAUGCCAGGGUCGCCUUCACGGACUAUAUCCUAGAACAUUACAGUGCAGAUGCAGACAAAUAUGAGAAUGAAAUCAAAGAAUUGGCAGAACUCAGACAGUCGAUACGAACUCCAAAGAGAAAUGAGGAAGGAAUCGAGCUGCUGCUGGAAUACUACAAUCAGUUGUAUUUCAUUGAGAAUCGAUUCUUCCCUCCAGAUAGAAACCUGGGUGUUUACUUCCAUUGGUACGAUGCAUUGACAGGUGUGCCAUCACUACAGAAGUCUGUUGCUUUUGAGAAGGGUAGCAUUCUCUUUAACAUCUCAGCUCUCUUUACCCAGAUGGGAGCAAAGCAGGACAGAACAAUGGGAGAUGGAGUCAGCAAGGCCAUAGAAUGCUUUGAGAGUGCAGCAGGGGCAUUCAAGUAUCUAGGAGAGAAUUUCAGCCAUGCUCCUAGCAUGGACAUGAGCGGACCCGUCUUGGCUAUGCUUGGUGGACUCAUGCUGGCCCAGGUUCAAGAGUGCAUCUUUGAGAAGCUGGUGUUAGAUGGAGUAGAGGAGACGAUAGAGAGCUGUGUCAGGGUUGCCAAAGAAGCUUCAGUUGUGUCUGACAUGUAUACCAAGGUUCACAAGAUGAUGAUGCAGGAGACGGUUAAAGACUACAUCCCUUACUCAUGGAUCUCAAUGGUCCUCGUCAAAUCACAGCACUUCAAAGCAAGGGCGCACCACUACGCUGCCAUUGCUAUUGUCGGUCCUAGUAUGAAUCAAGAGAAAGAUUACGAUUCAGAGACGUUACUGAGGCUCUUCCCCUCCAUGUACAACACAGAGAAAUCCGACCUUCAGCCUCCUCAGAACUGGGAAGAAAGAAUGAGAUUAGGCAAGGCACACAUUCGACAGGCUCUGAUGCUUCAUGAGGAGGCCCUCAGGGUUCACGACCUCUCAAAGCAGCUUCGUAAGAUUGACACAUUGAAGGAGGUUCUUAAGAAGUUCCACAGUAAAUCCAUGCACAGGUACCAGUCCCUUGACAACGAGGAUGACUUCUUUGAACUUCCGGAUGCACCUGUAAUCCUCAGUAAAACCACACAGAUUGCCAAGCCUCAUGUUCCAGACUUCACCAGAGUCCAAGUCAAAGAUAUCUUCCAUAAUCUAGGUCCUCUUGCCAUCUUCAACAGUCGUAACCAAUGGACAGCUCCACGGAUAGUGGAGAUUGUGAGAGGGAUGGGAGGCUAUGGUUUCACGGUCAGGGGAGACUCACCGGUCAUCGUGGCUCAAGUUGACCAGGGAUAUGCUGCAGCAGCAAGUGGAGUGAAAGAAGGUGAUUUCAUCAUCGGUGUGAAUGAUAAUGACGUAAAGUGGGCCAAACACGAAGAGGUGGUCAAGAGUAUCUUAGCCUCUCCUCAUCGGAUCAAGCUAGAACUCGUUUCUCCGCUGGACAAAGACUUCCUUCAUCCUCAAGACAUCCGACGCAAGGAUACCAAGAGCCCCAAGGGAUCAUCGGAGCUGUCGCCCACCUCAUCGCAUCAGUCCCAGUCCCCUGUCAAUGGAUCAAUGACGUCAGAUUCAUCGCUGGAGAGGCAGCAGCCUCCAAGGAAGACACAUAAAGACUCACAGGGAUUGAAAGGAAGCAAUGCGUCUAAGAACAGCAAGGCUAAGGAAUCUAUAACAUCCACGGAUGGAGGGAAGGGCAGUACGGGGAAGAAGAAGUCUAAGAAACCAGAGAAGACGAGCACUGAAGAGAGGAAACGAAAAGCAGUGCAGAACUCACCGGCUGGGUUAUACUGAAGCAACAGUACAUCCAGCAGGAUGGACCAUUGACAUAAUAAAAGUUGAGAGAGUUGAUAUAUCUAGCAUACUAGAAUGGACAGGAGGAGUAUGGAUUCUUGAAGAAGCUAAAGAGUUUAGUUUAGUUUAGUGGUGGUUAUUUUACCUGACUGCUAAGAAAGCAUAAAUGCCUGUUGGUAAGCAACCAUAGGACUGACGGCUUUAGGUCCACUCCGAGGGACCAGGUAAUGAGGAUUAAUGCCUUAUCAUAGGGCACUACUAGCGUGUCGACUUGGUUUCGAAACCUGGGUCACCGGAUUAUGAGACCACUGCUCUACCAACAAAGCUAUCGCGCCUCGCGUUUAGUAUUGACUACAGGACGAGAGUUGCAUAUCAUUUGAGGUGAAUGCUGGGAAAGGAUGACUCCAACUGUGUUUUUGUAUCUAUAUCAAUCGAUGCAUAUAUGUAUAUGUAGCUGUUAUAGAAUAUGUAUGAAUUGAUUAUACACUGCCACAAAAUCAUGUCAUCGGUCUCAACUUCUCAAGACAGACAGACAGAUACUCAGAGGAAGCAUCUGUGUUUUGUAAUCAGCAGCUGCGUUACUUCCUGCAUAUUGUGCAUAGCUGGUGCUGAAUCGUUCUAGAUGUCUCGUGGCUCUAACAGACCUGGCUCUAACAGAAUUCAGUAUGGAUUCAGCAGGGAUAAGAGGGUAUAGUGAGAUGAAAUUUGGAAGCCUUUUGAUGCCCAAAUGUUGUGGAUUGAGUCAUUUAUAUGGUUUCUUGCCUCAGCUGUUAUCAAAGCUUUCGUUUUCUUGCUGUGGCUACUUUGUGUGUUCAAACUCAUUGUUCUGCAUACCAGUUUUUAUGCUUUUAUUAGCUACUUGCAAUUGUCAAUACUUGCUGUGCGCGUUUGUUUAUCAGCCAUGAAGUUCGCAUGAAUUGAGGUUUGCGUUGAUUUAAAAUACCCUGUCAUAUUAUAUGUCCCUGCUGUUGGUUCUUUAUAUUGUUUUUGUAGAAUGUCUCCUGUAUUUGUAUA